AUUUGAAUAGAUGCGUUGUCAGCGGCGACUCAGUGCGCUGCCUGUCAAGCAGUGAGCAGCACAGCAGCCAGACGGAGCAGAGACUGAUCAUCCUCCACGCCUAGAGAUCACCAGCCGUCUCACCUCACCUCUCAGUUUCAGGUUCCCAGUAUGGCCGCCCCAACGCCGAUCUCUGCGGAGGAGCUAGAGGAACUCAGAGAAGCUUUCGCCAAAAUUGAUGUGGACAACAAUGGAUUCAUCAGUAAAGACGAGCUCACGGAGCUUUUCAGAGCUGCUAACCUGCCGCUGCCGGGCUACAAGAUCCGAGAGAUCGUCCAGGAGCUGACCAAGACCAGCGACCAGCUCACCUUCGAUGAGUUCACUCAGAUCGUUCAUGGGCUGAAGAGCAGCGAGGUGGCGAAGACCUUCAGGAAGGCGAUCAAUAAGAAGGAGGGAAUCUGUAACGUGGCAGGAACCUCAGAGCAGUCCGGCACUCAGCACUCAUACUCAGAGGAGGAGAAGGUGGCCUUUGUGAACUGGAUCAACAAAGCUCUGGAGAAGGAUGCCGACUGUAAACACGUCCUGCCAAUGGAUCCCAACAGCAACGACCUGUUCACCGCCAUGGGAGACGGCAUCGUCCUCUGUAAGAUGAUCAACCUGUCUGUCCCCGACACCAUCGACGAGAGAACCAUCAACAAGAAGAAGCUCACACCUUUCACCAUCCAGGAGAACCUGAACCUGGCUCUGAACUCAUCGUCGGCCAUCGGCUGUCACGUGGUGAACAUCGGAGCUGAGGACCUGAAGGAGGGCAGGCAGCACCUGGUCCUGGGUCUGCUGUGGCAGGUCAUCAAGAUUGGACUGUUCGCCGACAUCGAGCUCAGCAGGAACGAAGCUCUGGUGGCUCUGCUGCGUGAUGGAGAGAGUCUGGAGGAUCUGAUGAAACUCUCUCCUGAGGAGCUGCUGCUGCGCUGGGCCAACUAUCACCUGGAGGAGGCCGGCUGUGGCAGGAUCAACAACUUCAGCUCCGACAUCAAGGACUCCAAGGCCUACUACAACAUCCUGAACCAGGUGGCGCCCAAAGGAGACGAGGAGGGGAUCCCCCCCAUCGCCAUCGACAUGACAGGAAUCAGGGAGAAAGACGACUUGAAGCGGGCCGAGUGCAUGCUGGAUCAGGCCGACCGGCUCGGCUGCAGACAGUUCGUCAUGCCCACAGACGUCAUCCGCGGCAACCCCAAACUGAACUUGGCUUUCGUCGCCAAUCUGUUCAACAAGUACCCCGCUCUGAAGAAACCCGAGAACCAGGACAUCGACUGGAGCUCCAUCGAAGGUGAGACCAGAGAGGAGCGAACCUUCAGGAACUGGAUGAACUCUCUGGGCGUCAACCCUCGUGUCAACCACCUCUACGCAGACAUUGACGACGCCCUGGUCAUCUUCCAGCUGUACGAGAAGAUCAAGGUACCAGUGGACUGGGACAGAGUCAACAAGCCUCCCUACCCCAAACUGGGCAGCAACAUGAAGAAGCUGGAGAACUGUAACUACGCAAUCGAGCUGGGAAAGAAGGAGGCCAAAUUCUCUCUGGUGGGAAUCGCAGGUCAGGACCUGAACGCUGGGAAUCGAACCCUCACCCUCGCUCUGCUCUGGCAGCUCAUGAGGAGGCCAACCAUCUCCAGCUUCAAGGACGGAUCCAUCAGUAGCAGUAUGCCAGUCCUGGACCUGAUCGAUGCCAUCCAGCCUGGAUCAAUCAGAUACGACCUGCUGAAGACAGAAGACCUGACUGAGGAGGAGAAACUCAACAACGCAAAGUACGCCAUCUCCAUGGCGAGGAAGAUUGGCGCCCGCGUGUACGCGCUGCCUGAGGACCUGGUGGAGGUCAAACCUAAGAUGGUGAUGACGGUGUUUGCCUGCCUGAUGGCGCGCGGCAUGAAGAGAGUCUAAAGACCACAGCAACCUAAAAUACUGGAUAUGUAAAGUUUCCAACAGGGUUCAAGUUAAAACAGUGGUGACGUUUGAGAGCAGAGACACUGGAAAAUGUACUUUGGUAAAACCACUGCAGUCUGUUACAAAUAUUCAUUCCUCUUAUGUUUACCUUAGAAAACUUAAGGCUUUAAACUCAAACAGGACUUCCUGGAGCUUCACUCUACAAACAUUUAAAUAAAAUAAAUUCUCUGCAGCAGUAAUGAAGGUUAAUCAUGAUCAAGAUGAAGGUUUUCACUCAGAGCGGCCAUGUUCCCCUUGGCGUUUACUGUUCGUGUGCAUUACCUGCUCAGGUUUUUCACUUGAUCACAAACGUGUUCUAAAUCACAAACUUCAUGCCAAAUGUUCACAACAAAUAAACAGAUUUUUGUAUUAAAAA
Molecule: messenger RNA, 2332 nt
Organism: Epinephelus fuscoguttatus (brown-marbled grouper)
Lineage: Eukaryota; Metazoa; Chordata; Actinopteri; Perciformes; Serranidae
Gene: lcp1
Product: lymphocyte cytosolic protein 1 (L-plastin)
Exons: 16
Coding region: 151-1914 (587 amino acids)
Biological process (GO): actin filament bundle assembly; actin filament network formation
Cellular component (GO): actin filament; actin filament bundle; cytoplasm
Molecular function (GO): calcium ion binding; actin filament binding
Source: RefSeq, a predicted model, not a curated record